AUGUGCCUUUACACCUACCACCACUACCCCAGCUGCGGCCACAUCGCCAGCUGGUCCAUCGAUAGCUGCAUCGGCUUCACCAAGGGCCUGCGAGGACUUGCUGCGUUAAAGCCAAACAGCACCCAGAAGUACUGCUGUAGUUCGAUCCGGGAGACGCACGACCUGCUUGCCUUCUCCGCCCAGUCUCCAUGCCAGCAAUGCGAAUCUAACCGACUCAAGGGCCUGAUCCCAAACGCAUAUGGCCAGCCAUCUGACUGGGCCAAGCCCUAUCUCGCCAUCGAAGGUUUGACAGCCACUUCGCCCAUUGUGGACCUCCGAGUCAAAAUGAUAAUUCCACAGGAAAAGCGAUUCAACGGUGAAGUAGGAGGAAGCUCCCUGCAGAGCGGCGUGGACACAGCAAGCGAGGCGUGUGAUCCCGUGAGCCCUGUUUGUUCGACCUUCUCACCUCCGCCUAAGCGAGGCAACUCUUCUAACAUUCUCUUCACAGUCCCCCCUCCUCGAAAAGAAGUUCCUUCAAUCUUCUCCCAUCCAGUAAGGCCAGGUCACUCUUCUAACAUUCUCUUUGCAGCUAAUCCUUCUCGGCAAAAAGUCACUUCAACCUUCUCCCGUCCACCCCAGCCAGCCAGCUCCUCUAACAUCCUCUUCGCAGCCAACCCUCCUCGCCCUCAAGAAGACCACGAAGACGGCCUCUCUGAGCUGGGUCGCCAGGUGGUGAGGUCAAUUUUUGAGGAUGAUAGCCAUGAAGAGGAUGAAGGAGAAGAAGAAGCAGAAGAAGAAGAAGAAGAAGAAGAAUUGAUGCCCGGUAAGCGCUUCAACCAGCCUGAAUCCAUUACUAACCAGCGACAAGCCCGCCCAGUGACCUUCCUGGACUCUAGCUCUCACGGAAGCUCCUCAACAUACUCAGAAGACACCGAUGAAGGAAGGCAGGUUACCCAACAGCGUAUUCGGCUUGUGUCACCCCCGCCUCCAUACCCGCGUGCUUCGCACUCUUCCUCUUCUUCUUCUUCCUCGGCCACCACUACAGAACGCAAUCUACGCACUCCCAACCUCCCAGACAACGAGUCGGAGCUCUUCGCCUCCUUCGGUAUCUACGACUACAUCCAGGACUUUCGAGACGUCUCUGAUUUCUAUCGCGGAACCGGACCUCGCAACCUAGGCACUAGUACAGCUAGAAUUGGCGCCCGACGUGCGCGUCUCCCCGACCACGACGAUGACGAAGAGUUCCAUCCUAAUCUCUGCCCGGCGCCCCUGUCACUGCCGCAGGUGUCUGCGCGCAUGACGGCUUUCGCUGACUUCCAGAACGCCCAGACCCCGCUGUACCGCUCUCCCGGCGAAUCGCCUGCUCGUAACGGAGUUUAUUGGGCAUCGCAGCAUGUCUCAAUGUUUGAAUCACCCAGGGUGAAAGCGUUACUUGCCCGGCUGCCUAGACUUUAUACGGAUCUUUUUUGAUUUUUUUUUGCCUUUUGGAUAUUUCCUUGCUUUCUUCCUCUUUCUGUUUGAUUUUGACUGACUUUGAAGUUGAUAGUUAGUAUAUAUUGCGUUGCUACCCGGAGUGUUGAAUACAAAUUGAAAAUGAUUGGAUGAUUCUUUUCAAAUAACAGUAGCAUGGUACAGGACGAACUUAUCUCAUGUUGAAAUUAUCGAUGCGAAUAUGCUGUAACAAAUCCUAUCAAAAUGCUGGUUGAGCAGCAACGCCAGUAGGGUUGAACCGUUGAAUCUAACGUUGACAGUGUUGAACUGGUUGCCUCCGUGUUGAAUUGAUUACCAGAUCCCAAAAGUG
Penicilliopsis zonata CBS 506.65 is the source of this 1780-nucleotide messenger RNA. RefSeq lists its product as hypothetical. The transcript has a single exon. NCBI's taxonomy places the organism in Eukaryota, Fungi, Ascomycota, Eurotiomycetes, Eurotiales, Aspergillaceae. Bases 1 to 1449 code for a protein of 482 amino acids. The record is from RefSeq and is a predicted model, not a curated record.